Vitis riparia (riverbank grape) is the source of this 2405-nucleotide messenger RNA. RefSeq lists its product as uncharacterized. The record is from RefSeq and is a predicted model, not a curated record. Gene Ontology annotation, cellular component: cytoplasm. Gene Ontology annotation, molecular function: tRNA adenosine(64)-2'-O-ribosylphosphate transferase activity. The transcript has 7 exons. Lineage: Eukaryota; Viridiplantae; Streptophyta; Magnoliopsida; Vitales; Vitaceae. Gene Ontology annotation, biological process: charged-tRNA amino acid modification. Bases 283 to 1845 code for a protein of 520 amino acids.
UAGAAACUAAUUUUUUAAAAAUAAAAAAUUACACCAAAAUUGAAUCCUCAGUAUGAAGUUCAGAUUUUCUAAAACCCAAAGGCGUAGCAAAUUCUUAAGCGACCGUCUUUGAAAUUGUUUUCCAAACCCAACUUUGUUGUUUUCAAAUUUCCGAAUUUUCCCGGAAAAAAAAAAAGAGAAGAGAAUAAAAUAAAAUACAUGUAGUAUCCGUUAUUACCAAACAGACCCAAACUCAGCCCUAGAAGAAAGCAGAGAGCAGAGAAAGGAAAAAGGAGAGAGACCAUGGAAGAAGAGAGACUAAGCAUAUACAGAGUAUCGAGAAGCAUAAAGCGGAAAGAGAACAGUCUCUACAACGCCCUACGGUCCAUCUACGAGGACUCCAUCUUCGUCGGGGAGAUCUCUCAGCUCUGGCCUCAACUGCCCCUUCUCGCUAAUCUCCGUUGUGGCCUCUGGUACUCCCCCAAUUUCCAAUACACCUGCUACUUCAAAUCCACCGAUGGUCAUACCAACAACUGCUCUUUCAACACUUCUCGCCUAAACUUCCACGUUGCCCUACUCGCUGGACAGAGGGGAGGGUGCAUUAUUGUGGAUUCCACAAGGAGAGGGAAGCGGUUUCCUGAUAGCUUGACGAAAACCAUACCAAUUUGGACUUGUGUUUUGAAUCGGGCUAUUUUCAAUUAUUUGAACAGAAUUGGAGAAAGCGGUUCUGGUUUUGAUGCUGAUUCAAGUAGUUAUAAUAGAAAUGGUGAAAAUACAAGGCAUAUCUCUCAUGAUUGGGAUUGUUCCUUGCACCUACCACUGUGGGUUUCAAAAACAGAGAAAGCAGCCAUUGAGGACCGCAUAGAAGAAUGGACCAAAGAGUUGGAAGCUAGCGGAGCUGAUAUUGCAUCUCUUGCAUUGUCUUUGAAAAAGCCCUUACGCCCCCUAUGGAUUUCUCAAAAGACUGUCAUCUGGUUAAAUGAAGUUCCUGAUUGUGAUUCUUGGGGUUUCACUCCCAUGAUACUUGUAUCUGCAUCUUCCUCAACCGGCAUUUUCCAGAAUAGGACUACCUCAGAGUUUAGCUGGAAGUAUAUACCUGGGGCUGGAGAUGAUGAAGAAAGCUGGGCAAGGGGUUUAUCACCUAAAGUUUUCUGGAAUCACGCCAGUGAGCUUAUAAACUCGGGGCCUGAUUUGUGUAACCAGAAGGUAGCUACUAUUGUUGAAAAUGACAGAGUAUAUCGUGCUCAUAGGGGACAGAAUACUCCUCAAGUCACUGUCAAGCUUUCAAAGUUAGCAAGCACUGGCCGUCUUUCUGAACAAGAACCACCAUUAUACUUUGAUAUUUCAAACAUGAACUCUGCCCAUGAAGAUUGCAUAAUAUCUUGGCUGGGUUCAACUAACCUUGCUGUGGGCAUAGCUCAGUUUGGCACAAAUGUUCCUAAGGUUGAUUGUAUAUUGAACUGUCAUCCGGAGUUGGUCUCUGCUUGUCUUCCGAAUGCUAUAGCAUAUCUGCAUCUUCCUAUUGUGAACUCAAAAUUGGACCGGUUUUCCUUGCUAAGCAACCUCCCUUCUGCAUUCAACUUUGCAAAGUCGAACCUAAGCAAGGGGAAGAGUCUUUUAGUGUGCUGUCAUAAUGGUGAAGAUAUUAGUAUAUGUGUAUGUCUAGCAAUCUUGACAUCAUUGUUCAAUGAUGAAGGUACUUUUGAUGAUGGGAAGUCCUUCAAUGAAACAUGUAUUACCAAGUGGGAGAUGAGAAGACGACUCGUAUUUAUCUGCAAAUAUGCAGUAAAUGCCCGACCAUCUAGAGGAAAUCUGAAGCAGGUCUUUAGUUUUCUUAGUGGUGGAAGAGUCAGUUCUGUUUCAUGAGAAGCCUUUUGAUUCUACUCCUGUAGGACAUGUUGGCAACAAAAACCACAAGACCUCUGCAGAAUUGAUGGAAGUAGCUGCCUGGGAAAAUCCAUGGAUGAUUUACAAUGAAGUCUUUGCAACUCUAUUUCAUCAGCUCUCCUGAGAAAUAAAAAACAAAGAAAUUACUUUCAACGUGAAAAUAUUUUAUAUCUGGAGCUCCCCUUACCUUUUUCAUGUGCCAUUACACUACCUUGAGAGCACAUUGGAGUUGCAUUGUUGGACAAGAGGCCAAAUUAUCCAUGUUGUACCACUUCUCUUCAAAGUGUCUUCCAUCAUACAUUCUACAGCCACAGCUGCAUUCCUUAAAGCUCUGUGGACCUCUUCCCAGCCCUAGUUUGGCAUUUUGUUCAAAGCCAAGAUUUUCAGGUUUCAUUUGGGUGUUGUUUUAAUUUCAAUGUAAUUUCAUCAGGGCCAGAAACCUACCAUAUCUGGCAUCCACUUUCUCUUAACAGGAUGAUUGAUUAACAAGGUUUUCCUUUAUUGUGCAAUGGGAAACUGACUGUCCUUUCUUGUUAUGG